CUCCCGCACCCCAAAACCGCGUCCCGUUCUCGCCCUAGGUAACUCGGGGACUCGCUGCUUCCCGGCCAUGUCUACGGAGAGCUCUCCUCUGCUCAGUUACCGGCUCUUCCGGGUGUCAGGGGAGGGAGAGAUGCCAGGGGCCACCCAGGAAGAGGCCCCCCUGGUGGUGGGGGUGGUGGGGGCUGGGGGCCCCCACCCCGACCCGGCCCGGCGGCUCUCCACCUUCUUCGGGGUCAUUGUGCCCACGGUUCUGUCUAUGUUCAGCAUCGUCGUCUUCAUGCGUGUCGGGUUCGUGGUCGGCCACGCCGGCUUCCUGCAGUCGCUGCUCAUGCUGGUGGUCGCCUACGUCAUCAUCUCGCUGACGGUGCUCUCCGUGUGCGCCAUCUCCACCAACGGGGCCGUGCAGGCCGGCGGGGCCUACUUCAUGAUCAGCCGGACGCUGGGCCCUGAAUUUGGCGGGAGCAUCGGGCUCAUGUUCUUCUUGGCCAACGUCUGCGCCUGUGGCGUUUAUGUGCUCGGGCUGGUGGAAGCCAUCCUGGACGUCUUUGGAGCAGAUGGGUCCUCCCCGCCGGGCGCCAAGGCCCUGCCGCAGGGCUACCUCUACAGCUUCCUGUACGGCUCCCUCGUCCUGCUGCUCUGCCUCCUGGUCUGCCUGGUGGGCGCCCAGAUCUACAGCAGAGCCGCCUUCUUCAUCUUCCUGGUGGUCAACGUGGUCCUGGUCACCGUCUUCGCCAGCUUCUUCGCCGUGUCGCCCCGGGAGAUCACGGUCUCCCGGGACGGCAACCACAGCUUCAACGCGUCCUUCACGGGGUUCAAUGUCUCCACCCUCAAGGACAACCUGUAUGCCAUGUACUCGCGCGACUACACCACCAACAACAUGAUGUCCUUCGCCACCGUCUUCGCAGUCAUGUUCAACGGCUGCACAGGCAUCAUGGCAGGGUCCAACAUGUCCGGGGAGCUGAAAAACGCCAGCAGCUCCAUCCCGAAGGGGACCCUCGUGGCCGUGGGCUACACCUUCGUGAUCUACUUCUUCCUCUUCUUCAUGACCAGCUUCACCUGCGAGAGGGCGCUGCUGCAGGGCGACUACGGCUUCUUCCGAGCCAUCAACAUCUGGCCGCCCUUCGUGCUGAUCGGCAUCUACGCCGCCUCCCUGUCUGCCUCCAUGAGCAACCUCAUCGGAGCCUCGCGGAUCCUCCACGCGCUGGCGAAGGACGACCUCUUCGGCGUCGUCCUCGCCCCAGCCAAGAUCGUCUCCAAGGGCGGCAACCCCUGGGUGGCCGUCCUGUACACCUGGGCCCUCGUGCAGCUGGUCCUCCUGGUCGGGAAGCUCAACACCAUUGCCAGCAUCGUGACCGUCUUCUACCUGGUGGCCUACGCGGCGGUGGACCUGGCCUGCCUGGCGCUGGAGUGGGCCUCGGCCCCGAACUUCCGCCCCACCUUCCAGGUGUUCUCGUGGCACACGUGCCUGCUGGGGAUCGCCUCCUGCCUGGCCAUGAUGUUCCUCGUCAGCCCGGCCGGCGCCUCGGGCAGCCUGGGCCUGCUGGUCCUGCUCCUGGCCUUCAUCCACCUGCGCUCGGCCGCCUCCUCCUGGGGCUACAUCAGCCAGGCCCUCAUCUUCCACCAGGUCCGGAAGUAUUUGCUUCUCCUCGACAUCCGGAAGGACCACGUCAAGUUCUGGAGGCCGCAGAUCCUGCUCAUGGUGGCCAACCCCCGGGGGGGCUCCCGGCUGGUGAAGUUCAUCAACCACCUGAAGAAGGGGGGGCUCUUUGUGCUGGGCCACGUGGAGAUUGGCGACCUCGACACGAUGCCCGCGGACCCGAUCCAGGCCCACUACAACUUCUGGCUGAGCCUGGUAGACAAGCUGGACGUCAAGGCCUUUGUGGACCUGACCCUGUCCCCCUCCGUCCGGCAGGGGACGCAGCACCUCCUGCGGAUCACUGGCCUCGGAGGGAUGAAGCCCAACACGCUGGUGCUCGGCUUCUACGACGACUGCGUGCCGGAGGACUACUUCCUGCAGGAUCCGGCCUUCAGCCAGGCGCAGGAGAACGACGAGUUCGGGGUGGACCUGCCGGCGCUGCAGGCCCACUUCCCGCCCGUGCGGGAGGCGGCCGGCCCGCGGGCCCUGAGCCCGGCCGAGUACGUGGCCAUCAUCUCCGACGCGGUGAAGAUGCACAAGAACGUCUGCCUGGCCCGCCACUUCCACCUGCUGGACGGCGACCGGCUGCCGCCACCGCCUGCCUCGGCCGCGGGCAAGCGGCGCUGGGAGGGGCGCUACAUCGACGUCUGGCCGCUCAACCUGCUGCACCCCGGCGCCCCCGCCUACGUGGACAUCUGCAGCCUCUUCCUGCUCCAGAUGGCCUGCAUCCUGACCAUGGCCAGCUCCUGGCGCGCCGCCCGGCUGCGCAUCUUCCUCUGCGUGGAGCCGGGGGACGUGGGCUGGGUGGGCAAGGAGGAGAAGCUGCGGGAGCUGCUCACCAAGCUGCGCAUCCGGGCCACCAUCAAGAUCGUCCCCUGGGACCACGUGGCCGCCCCGCCGGGCCGGCAGCGCGCGGACCUCCCGCCCCGGCCCGCCCCGGGGACGCCCGGCGGCGCCGCCGAGAGACCGCCCGGGGAGGACUUCCUCAACGCCGCCACCUGCCGGGUGACGGACGAGUACCUGGCCUCUGCCAACGGGCUGCUGCAGCAGCAGGGCGGCCAGGUGGCCGUGCGCUUCCUCUACCUCCCCCGCCCCCCCGCGGACACCUCCCAGCACGAGCGCUACCUGGCGCAGCUGGACGCCCUCACCGCCGGCCUGGGCCCCACGCUGCUCAUCCACGGCCUGGCGCCCGUCACCUGCACCGAGCUCUGAGCGGCCCGAGCGC
This is a messenger RNA of Varanus komodoensis (Komodo dragon), 2861 nucleotides long. RefSeq names its product solute carrier family 12 member 9 (gene SLC12A9). Gene Ontology annotation, biological process: chloride transmembrane transport; potassium ion homeostasis; cell volume homeostasis. Lineage: Eukaryota; Metazoa; Chordata; Lepidosauria; Squamata; Varanidae. The transcript is spliced from 13 exons. The record is from RefSeq and is a predicted model, not a curated record. Bases 68 to 2848 code for a protein of 926 amino acids. Gene Ontology annotation, molecular function: potassium:chloride symporter activity. Gene Ontology annotation, cellular component: membrane.